CCAUGAGGCUACUUAACUUUGGGUGUCUGAGGAGUCUGCAACACUUACUGUAGGUUCUCAUCUGGAAAAUGUUUUAUGUUCUAUAUUCAGUUGUAGGAUGAUGGGGAUGAUGAUAAUUAUUAUUAUUUAUAUCCCGCCAUAACCAGGCUAAGGGCGGCUAACAUCAAAAUAUAAAUACAUUAAAACAUAAAAUUCAGCAAUUGACUGAAAUACAGCUUAAAAUCGGAUUAAAAUCAAAUAAGAUCAGAAGGCAACCGGCAAAUUAUGACUAUAGGGGUUGGGAACCUUAGGUACACACCAGGCUCAGCUAUUUAUAUGAACCGGUGAGAGGAAUUAGAGAGACCUAUUAUAUGUAGGGUCUUGUAGGAGGAGAGGGGUCAGACUGGGCCCUGACAAAAGGCCUGGCGGAACAGCUCUGUCUUACAGGCCCUGUGGAGAGAUGUCAAGUCUUUCGCGGCAGGGUGUUCCACCAGGCUGGGGCCAGGGCCGAAAAGGCCCUGGCUCUGGUUCGAGGCCAGCCUAACCUCCUUGAGGCCCGGGUCCUCCCAAGAUGUUAUUGUUUGCAGACUCUAGGGUCCUCCGUAGGGCAUACCAGGUACUCCUGUUGGAAAUCUAGUGAAUCUAGUUACAACCACUUGUGCAAUCCCUUAUCCAGACUUUCUCCAACCCAGUCUUAAUGGUAACCAAGCACUGCCCAGUGGUCUUCCAUGCACCUUAUGCAAUGGACAGCAUGCAACGUAUAGUCCGCAGCAUGCUUAUGCUACCCUUAUAUUGAUUGCUUUUGCUACGACAGACUUCCGCAGCUGCUCUGUUCAGGAGGUGUAGGAUGGGGCAGUGCAUUCUGAGGCCUGCUGCUGCCUUUGUCUGUGGCCUUGGAUGAAUCACCUGGGUUACGUUUAUCCCUCCCUGCGUCAGGCUUGUUCGUUUUUUUCCAGAAGGCCUUGGAGUCUGCCAGAGCAUUCUGGGAAAGAUGAACAUCUUGUAAACAGGCAGCCUGUGGCCUUGGAGCUGCGUGCAGCCCUCUCUGCCUAAUUUCUACCCAGGUGCUUGGCAGGCAGGUAGAAAGAGAGGCCUGCUCCUCCUGCUUUUUGGGUUCUGUCCUGUCCAUCUGACAGGAUCUCUUGCAAAGGAGUAGCGGCACUUGACAGGCAAUGAUACCUUCCCUGCCUGCUGGUAUAAAAGCGCGAGUUACCUCAGGCCUCCUUGUCGCGACUGGAACUCCUCUGCUUCCCUGUUGCCUCUUCUCUGUCCCCUGGUUAGUGAUCUGUUAAAGCCAGGACAGAUACCAGGAACGUCUCCUUCCUGGCCCUACCUCACUGGGGUGGUAGGCAGGUCACGCUGACCCAGAUUUCAGCAUAGCAUACCUGCCGAUGCCUCUCAGGAAGUCUCCUCCUCUGCCUGCGUUAAUCAUAAAUCCACCCCAAUCUCCUUGGUAACCCAAGCGGGGGCUUGCCUUGUGUUUCUCACUCUGUGGGACAUCCUUCGGGGUGAAGGUCGCUUGCUUGAUGGCUCCCUGCUUGGGGGGGGGGAGCCAUCUCCCUGCUACAGGGAGGGGGUGAUGAACCUGCCACUCGCACGGUGAGUUCCUGGGAUCUGACAAGGGAGGAGAGACAGACAGACACACAAAGAGAGGGAAAGGGAGCGGAUGCUUCUUCUUGUAAGUCUCUGCUUUCUUAAUACCUUUCCUCCACUGCUGAAUUCCCUUAGAAAUAAACAGCUUGCCACAUAAACCAUGCCCUCCUCCCCUCUCACUUGUAACUUGACCCUCCUUGUGGGCCUAGAGUUAUUUUUAACCUCCCAUUGACCCGCAUAACUUUUUUAUUAUUGUUGUUCAUUAAACUAUGCCAGUCUGGAGAUAGGAGGCCUUGAAUUGGCUCACGGUUUCUGCAUCCCCUGGAUUAAGCGCUGCGAGUCCUCCCACUUGCUUCCUGUCCUUCAGUUCAGGUAGCACUUUGUCCAACCUCCUCCUCCUCUAUUUUUCUCCUAACCUGCAUCUAGAUCCACUGGCAGUGGGAGAGCUCUGCUGGGCAAGGUAAGUGUUCCUCUGGCAUUCCCUCUCCACAGUCGGGAGCUUGGCUUGCUGGGAGGUGGAACACGUCCUGGAAACUUUUAAUUACAGCCAGUCUAAUCCUGUAACACUGAAUCUUGCUGUCUCAAUGCAUCCUUCUUUUAAAACAGAGCCAUAAAGGUGGGAGGGAAGUUUUUGUGGGAAACUUGAGACAGGAGGGAAGAAUGCCUUUUUGACUGACAGAAGUUGGGACCAGAAGGUGAGGGAGAGUAAGUUGUCUUCAGAGAAAGAUUGCAGAUCGAGUCUAUAGAACUGAGAAGCAAGUGUUGGGCAAAAUCCUUCUUGCUAGAGACAGAUCAUCACAGUGGAUAAUACUGAGCAAAGUGGACCGAUGAUCUGGAUUAGGCUCACACAUCUUCCCAUUUUCAAGGAGUAGAAGCUAUUAGAUAGUAAACAAUUUGGAAGCAGGGUAAGCUCUGGGGUCCCCAGGGUGUCACUCAUGAUCAUCAUAGUGCCCUCCUCUUGGUGCCAGCCAAGAUCCUCUGACCCCAUUUUUUUUUUAAAGAAAUUGAGGCUUUUUGUGAUGAAGAGAGUGGGGGUUUUUUGCGGGGGAGACAUUGCCUGCUUUUUGUGUCACUUUUAUUUCUUUUGAGUGGGUAGGUGUUUAGUCUGGUUUCUGGGGAUGAGGGAGGGGUGUCUGAGCAUCACCCAUUUUUCUUCAGUGAAAUGGGUAUUCUUAGAUUUCUGACUGUUUGCUCAGAUUGAAAAGGUUGGAGACCUGGCUAUAUGCUAUACCCUUUCACUUUGUGGGGUUAAUCGGAAGGGUGGCCACCACCUUCCCCUCUGCUUACAAUUGCAGAAGCACCCACUGCACCAAAAUGAAAUCCUUCCACCACCCCAUCCUGCUAUGAUUGCGCAUAUGACAGGAUAGUUGAAGGAAUGUAUAAUCUGUAUUAAGGGACACUGAGUAUGGUCUGUAUGCUUGUUUCUGUAGCAGAUAGAUCAGGAAUGGAGAGAGGAAAUGUUGAAGUUCUGUCCCAAAAUCCGAACCACAAAUUGACUGGUAUGAGGUCUUGAGGGCUGGAAAGUGUUUCCAAGUAGCUCAGAGGUCGUGCGACGGCAUUCCCUUCAACUCCUGUGCUUUCUUGCCCUGGCUUUGCUUUCUUUCCUAGGGUGGAACAAGAGGGAAAUCACAGGUUUUCUUUGGGUUCUGAACACCAUGCAUAGAAACUGCCUGCAUAUCGAUCACCUAUGGAGACAGUACCUCCUCCUGCUGCUUGUCGUCUGGGGGUGCUCUGGGACAGGUAAAGUCUAACAGAGUGGCUAUUGUAAACAUUUAAAUGGGCUGCACAAUAAUUAUCCACACCAAAGGUGUAAAACGUUUUGCUAAAACAAAACAAAACAAAAACAUUAUUAUAGGGGAGCUGUCCAGGAUACAUUGCUGUAUGUAUCCUGAAGUGUACAUGUAAAAAAGAAAUUAGCAGUCUUAAAAUACAUUUUUCUUUGAAACCUUGAAUGUAGAGCAGGUCUUUCAACUUUGCUAAAUAGACAUGUGUGCGCUCACACAGAGCCAUUUGGACUUGUCAAAUUUUCUUCCCUUGCAGCAGAAUAGGUAGAUGAAGUUGUCAGAGUAUAAAUGUAUUCAAUGGGGUUUUAUACUAGGGGUUUGAGGGACGUGGGUGGUGCUGUGGUCUAAACCACUGAGCCUCUUGAGCUUGCCGAUCGCAAGAUUGGCCGUUCAAAUUCACACAAUGGGGUGAGCUCCCAUUGCUCUGUUCCGGCUCCUGUCAACCUAGCAGUUCGAAAGCAUGCCAGUGCAAGUAGAUAAAUGGGUACUGGUGCGGCGGGAAGGUAAACGGCAUUUCCAUGUGCUCUGGUUUCUGUCACAGUGUUCCAUUGUGCCAGAAACAGUUUAGUCAUGCUGGUCACAUGACAUGGAAAAGCUGUCUGCGGACAAACGCCAGCUCCCUCAGCCUGAAAGCAGAGAUGAGCGCUGCACCCCAAAGUCAAAUUCGACUGGAUUUAACCAUUCAUGGGUCCUUUACCUUUACCUUACUAGGGGUUUCCCAAUUCUGCAUGAUGCUUCUGAUGCCCUUUGUCCUGCUUCUCUUUAUUGGAUGUACCUUCAGUGAGCAGCUUGGAUUUACAGAGUGUCCUUCAUUCUGUACCUGCUUAUUUUUCACAGGAUGCAAUUUCAAGUACACACAGCUAAGGGCACUUUUAAUCUCCAGCUCGGCACUCAGUAUUUGUUUUUGACAUUGAUUACCAUAGGGCAGGUAGAUGCUGCCUGUGGGUUGUUUAUAGCACAGAGGCUGUUAAGCUAUCUGCUGAAUUCAUAGCCAGCCGACCAUGGUUGCUUCCUAUAAAGAGAAGAGCCCAGGCUUCCAAAGUUGACCAGGAGUCAUAGUUUCUGUUCUGAAUGGUGAGGGGAAGGCACUCUGCACUUGCUGUAAGGUACUUCUGCUGUUUCUUCACAUUCCCAAAUUGGGGGGGAAACAUCCACGUUGAACACUCCUGCAACUGUACUUUGGUAUCUGGUACAGCUCCCUGUGGGACGUGGGUGGCGCUGUGGGUUAAACCACAGAGCCUAGGACUUGCCGAUCUGAAGGUUGGCAGUUCAAAUCCCUGCAACGGGGUGGCUCCCGUUGCUUGGUUCCUGCUCCUGCCAACCUAGCAGUUCGAAAGCACGUCAAAGUGCAAGUAGAUAAAUAGGUACUGCUCUGGCGGGAAGGUAAACUGCGUUUCCAUGCGCUGCUCUGGUUCGCCAGAAGCGGCUUAGUCAUGCUGGCCACAUGACCAGGAAGCUGUACGCCGGCUCCCUCGGCCAAUAAAGCGAGAUGAGCGCCGCAACCCCAGAGUCGGCUAUGACUGGACCUAAUGGUCAGGGGUCCCUUUACCUUUACCUUUACAGCUCUCUGUUCCUUUCUCAUGGUGCCAGAGCAUAUUCUUUCACAUGGAAUGUUAAGGCAGGUUGAGUUGGUAGAAUCCUCAUGUGCUAAAUGGAAUUGUACCAUUUCAGGCUGCAGAUGGUGUGUGUGUGUGUCUUUUUUAAACCCCUCCCCCCUAAAGCUGUCUGUGUGUAAAAUUCUAGUACACUGAGGAGAAAGAAUUAGCUCCCUGGGGCAACUUAAUAACUCUGCCCAGAAGCAUAGGCAGAAACGAGAGAGCUCAGGCCAGGCAGCUCCUGAGGUCGCCCUGAGAAUAUUUGGUAGCUUUUGUUCCUUCCAGUAUUUUAAAUUGAAAAUUGCCUUGGUAGAAAGGCAACAAACCAGCCCAGCCGGCUCCCUACUGUGUUAGCUUUCCUAUUACAAGGAACUUUUUACAUUGUAGUCUCAGAAUAGUAUAUAGUCUGGUCUGCCACCACAUUCUCACCCAGUCUUAUUGUUGUGUAUGUAAUGUGUAGCCCCCGUGCAGGGCUAGCAGCUUCCCUGUAAUUAUUUAAUUCGUAAAAUGAAUGGUCAGUGGUUAGAGCACCUGCUUUGCAUGAAGUAGGUCCCAGCUUCAUUUCCCAGCAUCUUCAGGUAGGACUGAGGUUGUCCCUAGAGAGCUGCAGCCAGUCAGUGCAAAAGACAAUGCUCUCAUCUUCAUAAUGAAAACAGACUUUAAAUAAUAAUUCUCUUUAAUAGGGUUGAGUGCCAAACAUGACCACUGAAAAACAAGAGGAGUGCGAUCAACAUGCCCAGGAGAAACGGGGGGGGGGGGGAAUGGAACUAAAAGGGAGGAACCCCUCCCCAAAAAAACCCCCACUUUCCCACCCAGCAAAGGCUCUACAUGCUGAGUAUCCUUUGGAAAAGGAAUUUAAAGGGAAGGAGGAGACUGAGCCCCUUACAGUUUAUAGUAUCUUGGUGGAGGGAAAGGAUAGCUGGCUGAAAAAGAAACACUUUUUUCCCUUGUACAACUUGUACAAUCUAAAAAUAAGCCAGUAAGCCAUUGUUAGGAGCAAUUCACAGUGACCCUCCCCCCUCAGUGUGGGGACCAUGAAAUGCACACCAAUCCAUUUCUGUCCCAUCAUACCAGUUCCCCCAGAGUUUCCUUGUUUUAUUUUUUCCCUCCAUCAUCCUCAGUCAUUGGCCAGAUAUUCCAUAUUUUUUGUUUCUCAGACACAGAAUGAAUUAUGCAAAAAAAAGAAAAGAAAAAAAGUUAAGCUGGUGUAUCAUUUUGAGCUCAGGCACCUGAGCACUUUGUGUUUUGGGAGAAAGGGGAUGCCAAAUGUACAGAGUUUUGGAAACUACUUUUCUGAAACCCCGUUUCUUCCAGCAUUGCUCUUCUCCUCCCCUGCAGCCGCCUGGCACCAUCUUGCUUGCCUCCCCAUGUCUGCCUCUACCCCACAUCCCGUCCUCGGCUUCUGGGAAUCACUGCGAAAAGGCACCGGAUGCACCAGCCGGGGCCGCUCUACCCUGGGGCAAGAAGUCCAUGUCAUCAGCCUGAAGAAGGGAUUGCCGGCAAAUGGCCAGGUAUGGGAGAUCCCCAUCCAUACCACCUUCCCAUGUAUGAGGCUGUAUGAUGGGUCUUGCUACAGCUCCAUUGGAUACCCAAACAAGAUGGCCGUUCAGCUUGGCACUACAGUUCAAGGUGUCUCAGUCAGUCAAAAAGGCAAAACUCCAUUUCAGUCACUUCUUCACAGUUGUCAGGGCCUCUCUUAAGUCACAGAAGCGUUAGGUUAGCCAAGUUGUGAGAAGCAAAGAGGAACACUCUUGCGCAGGGCCAGCUUAGUGCUGGGGGUGGGAACAUGCCUCACCUGCUGAACAUCCAAGGGGUAAGUUGCUAGGCCGCCUUUGGUGGUAUAUCCUACCUUCUCUGGUUCUUUUCCAAUCCCUUCUCCAUUUCGCUCUUUGAUCAUGCAUGGAGAAGGUACCUGUCCCCUUGAUCCUCUUUCAGGUAACUCUGAUAACUCUGGACCCAGAUCCCCACGACAGAGGCCCCAUCUUUGUGCUGUAUUCCCGGAAGCCUGUGCGUUGGGUGUUGCUGUCUCCCCCUGGAAAAAACUGGACCUUCCAGGUGAGAUGGGAUAGAGGGCCAAAGGGCCUAGAGAACAUCAUGGGGAUCACUGAGGGGGUCGUUGGAGUCCCUGCUCUAUGCAAGCAUAGAAGAUGAGUGGCAGCUAUGGGAAGGGUGGAUGGAAAAGCUAAUUUGCUACCUCCACAGCACUUUUACAAAAUACUUUCAGAUCUAGCUCUGUUUGUCUUCAGAAGCAUCUUGUGUAGUAAGUUCCUAUUCUUCCCAUUUUACAGAUGGGGGAAAUUGAGGCUGAGGGAGGCUUGCCUAAGGCCACCCAGUGAGUCUGUGGCUGAGGUGGAAUUUGAACCCAGAUCUCCCAGAUUAAAGUGCAGAACUGUUCAACUUUAAUGCACUCCCCAGCGUGGGGUGUCAGAGAGGGGGGAGGUUCUCCAGGCUAGUAUAUUUUACCUUUGCCUUCCUCCUAUCUACAGGUCUCCCCUGGCUCUAAUGUUUCAGCCCCGGGGCCAGUGGCUUCUGCUGAGACCAACUUACCAAAGACGCCCAAACGCCUGCUGAAGUGGGCACGGAGGGAGCAUGGAGGGGUCACCUCUCUGGCUGAAUACCGUGGAGUCAACAGAAUCUACACACACCUGGGGGCUGGCAUGGGCAAUGAGGGUAGAUAUCGGCUCUGAGGGAAAGGGUGGCAUUAUGGCUGUGUUCCUACAAUUCCCGAUCCCUGACCACUGGCCACCCUGGCUGGGGCUGAUUGGAGUUGCAGUCCAGCAACAUAUGGAGAGACACAGGUUCCCCAUUUUCGCUACUGCAGGAGGAAGGCAGCCAGCUGGUCUUUUGGGUCCUGGGCUAAUGCAGUAACUUUGCAGAAGUUGUGCAGGUCUGGGUCUGGUCAGUGCUUAUAGGGAGACCAUCCAGGAAGGAAAGAUCUGUGCACUGCAAUCAUAGAGGGAAGAUGUAAUAUAUACACGGCACAGAUAAAUAAGACUCACCAGUAUCAACUGGAGAGCAGUUGCCAAAGAGUUUGCAUUGCUUGCAAAAAAAAAAGAGUAAAUUGCAGCAGCUCUUCUGUGACCAUUCAGUCCAGAUGCUUCAUUCCUUUCCUUCUCCAGAUCGGAUUGCCCCAGCCGCUUGCAGAUUAAGUAGGAAUUUCCUGACCCCAGUGCACUUUGCCUCCAAGUGCCAACUCCAGCCUCUGAGAGUUUGCCUGCAUCCUGACCCUCCGCAAGUCCUUGAAGUUCACAUCAUCCUCUCCAAAGGAGUUGCACCAAGGUGCGUGCCAGGGAGGCAUCGCCGGAGCUUCAGCAUGCGGCUGUUGAACCGGGGGGGGGGGAGGCGGGGGGUUGGCAAAAUGUUCAUAACGAGAUGCCGUGUCUUGAACAGGGAGGUUGAAAUUGUUCUUAGUGUAGAUGGGGAAGGGGGAUGGUGAGGAAGAAUGAAACCUAUGCAAGAAGCUGCCUAUGAUAAGUGACCCUUGUGUUAAAAUGGAUAAGAUAUAAUAAACAGGAACAUGGAAGCUGGUUCAUCUAGCCUGGUACUGCUGACACAGACUGGCAGCAGAUCUCCCAUGUCUUUCUCAGCUCUGUCUGGAGAUGAUGGGGAUCGAAUCUCUGACCUUCUGCAUGCAGAGCAGUUGCCCUGCCACUUAGCUACGGCUCUUCCCCCGAAAGUCAAGGCCAGAUGGACACUGAGCCAAAAACGAGUAGCGACAGUGGCUGGUAUUAGGCCUUGAAUAUUGGGCAGGCAUCUCUGAGUUGGGGGACGGGUGGCGUGGGGCUUCACUGGCUUCCAUCAUGUGCUUAAUCCUGUUGUGUGUGUGGGGGGGGGCAGCCUGCUCUCUUCUAGGCCCACCCUGGCUCAUUUGACUGUGGAACUUCAUGCUGUCCGAAGGCCCCCCCACUGGGGACUGAUCUUGAUACUGAAGAGUGAGGGAGCUGCUGAGUGGAUGGUUCACACCCACCGCCUCACUGGCCGGCUGCAUGUCCUGGUAGGGGCAGGACCUGCUCUGGGUAUAGAUCUGUAACGCUCUAGGCCAGCUAAUACACUUCUCUCUCUCCCCCUCCCCAAGUUGGUGGCAGUGGCACACAUCUGGAAGGGAGCAGGGCACACAUGUGCUCAAAGCCAGAUACAGUGGUACCUCGGGUUACAGACGCUUCAGGUUACAGACUCCGCUAACCCAGAAAUAGUACCUCAGGUUAAGAACUUUGCUUCAGGAUGAGAACAGAAAUCAUGCGAUGGCGGCGCGGCAGCAGCGGGAGGCCCCAUUAGCUAAAAUGGUACCUCAGGUUAAGAACAGUUGCAGGUUAAGAACGGACCUCCGGAACGAAUUAAGUUCUUAACCUGAGGUACCACUGUAUAGCCAAGUGUGUCAUCAACAUCAGUACAAAACUGGGUGGGAUUUAUUCCUUAAUUAACCUGAGGUACCACUGUAGAUGCAUUAUGCAGAAUUGCAACCUUUCCUAGUGGAAGCAGUUUGUUAAUUUUAGAUGCUUGGCUUCAUGCUAUUAUAAGGGUUAUAUUAUGGAGGGUUCAUUCUGCUGACUCCUGCCUUCACAGGCCCACUAGUGAGCUUUACCAACCCUCUUCCAUAAGCUUCCUCUGCAUUCUCCCUAUAACUCUAGGUUUGCCUCCUCCUCCUCCAGCCUUAUUUUUUUUUUGCUAAAGUGAGCCAAGGAGUCUUACUUCCUGGCUCCAACUCUCCACCCCACUAGGCUACUCCCUCUUGGGAGUCUGUCUCCAUGCUGCCAUUUGAUUCCCCUGGACUGUCUCUCGUUUAUGGUGUGCCUGCUGCUGCUGCUGCUCUCCAUGUCUGGGCCUUGUAUUGUAACUCAGGCUGGGAUUCCUUUCUAGGCUUCGCACAAAGUCACAGUCAGCAGCACAGAAAUGGAUCUGCCUCUGACUGUGACCCAGCGGACGUCCCCUCGGCUGAUGACCCUCGACCCUUUGCAGUUUGCAACGGAGCAGAAUCUGCCUGCCUUUACAUCCUACGUUGAGGCUGAGCGGGUGAACAGGUUUCUCCUUUUUGUUGGGAUGAACGGUAGGUUUGGAGGGAUUCAAUGGACAUGAAUGGGAAAAGUGCCCACCAGACAGCUUAGAGGCAAACCACUAGUGACCGCUGCAGUAGAUUCCUGGCAUUUAUAUUCCAGUUCCUCCUGCACCUUUUUACCCUAGGGUAUACAACCUCAGUUUUAUUUUAGGAAUGCACCAAAUCAAAACAUUUUCAGCAUGAAAAGUAUGCUUCCAAGGGGGCUUAAAUGGUACCCACCCACCCACCCAGCCAAAGCAUAUAUUUUGGUGCUUGUUAACAGUUAUUUUGCUGCUUCAGUGCCAUUUUCCCAAACCCUUUUGAGAGCUUAUUUCCUAGUCGUUAUGUGAUCCCAGCCAAUCAGGAUUCACGUAGGGAUGAUAAAUGGCAUCAAAUAGGCAAUCAGCUGUGGCUACAAUGGUAAAAUCAAGAAGGGCAAAUGAAACUGCAUUGCAUUCUGAAUGCUGAGCCCAUGGAAGAGAACAGGAAGGCGUGCCAUAUUAUGUCAGAAUGUGCAGACCUUUCACUUAGGUAACAGAAGGAAUAGAUACAGGGUUGCCAACAUUCUUGGGCCCAUGGGUAAGUCUGCAACAGAGAAAAUGUUGUGAGUACCCUCCCCUCCUCUCCUGCAAACUAUUCUAUGGGCUCCAAUAGAAUGCUUCUUCUGAGCCUAAUUUCAGUGCUGGGAGGGGAGGCUAGCUUGUAGACUGUAGAGAAGGCCUCUGUGAGCUGGGCACAUGUGUCCUUUGGGGCCACACUGGUGAUGCUUGGAAUAGAUCAUAUUCUGAUUAACAGCAGCAGCGUAUAAGGCAUAUGAUUGCAUCACACCCACACACCUGUAUUUCCUUUGUAGGGGCCACACCUCCUCUAGAAGAGCCAACACUCUUUUGGCCCAUAUUUCUGCAUCCUCCCAGUUUCACAGCCUCUCAACAGGACUUUGCAGAAGCCAACACAGCUGGCUGGGGGGUGACAAGGCAAGACUUUGGGGGAGAGGACGGUUCCGUUACCUACCCACCGUCUACAGCCAAAACAGAGGGGACAGACUCUAUCUUGUGUCUUGGGGACCAGAAACCUAUUCUUGAAAACCAGGACACUCAGAGAGUGAGUAGCCAAGGAUGACAUCUCCAGAUGGACAGAGGGAAUCUAUUUCCUACAGUGCCAUUUCAUGUGGAUGUGGAUGGGUGGGUAUUCUCUUGCCGUUGUACAUCAAUACCGCUCCACAGACCUGUUUUUCUCCUGCAGGUCUCCUGUGUUUCACCUUCUCCAACCCAGAUAUCUCCCUCAGAAGCUGCAACGGCCUUCCAGGAUCCCCACCUUCACCUUGGCAACGCCCUCCUUAACCUAGAGCUCUACAACACAGAGGCUUUUGCCAAGCAACUUGGACCUUUUGUCGUCUCAGCCAACAGCCUUGUCUUUGUGGAGGUAAAGCAGACGAUGAAUAUGCAAGAGCUGGCAUUGGACGCAGCAGUUACGUGCCAGAAUCUUGUCCCUAAGUGAUUCCUCCUCUGUCCAGAGAUCUGGUGGUUUGCAGCACUCCCUGUCUCUCUCAGAGCCUCAAACAGGGCAGUUGACCUGCUUGUUGCUUUAUGGGGGGUGAUAAACUUACACUGUAGCUCUCAAAGGGACGAAGUAACAGGGGUGAUUUGCCAUCACGUUUUACCAGCUUAGAAGGGCAACGUGCAUCCCAGGGAAGGUCAUGAUUUUGUAAGCAAAACAGCAAGGAAUAGACUUAGCAGAUUUCAUACUGCGGCCCAAUUCAAGGUCCAACUUUAUGGUUGGUUGGCAAUGAAAAAAUAGGUAUAAAAAGACAAUUCCUGGAUGCCAAGAGCCAAGUUUGGGGCAAGUAUUCUUUGGUGAGAGAACCCCAGCAGAAAUUUAAAACAACAAACAUCUAGCAAAGUAAAGCAUGGAAAUAUAGGUUGUUAUUCUUAGAAUAUGACUUUCUAAGUUCCUUCCAAAAUUCCCCUCUUCUCCUGGCAUAGAAAAUACCAUGUGUGUGGCAAGUUCAAAAUGGUUUACUUACAGACUCUCCAAUGAUCAGAUUCAUGUGCUUUUCAGUGCAGCAUUCAGAAAACGUUGGCAGCAAAACUGGCACUUGUGUUUGCAGACUAGACGGCGUUUCCUUUUUCCUCCAGGCUUCCUUGGCAACCUAUGACUCAUCUCUCAGCUUCACCAUCCAGAAGUGCUUCAUCUCUAGCUCCUCAGAUGCUUCAGAGGCCUCCGUGUAUCUGCUGGUCCAGCAUGGCUGUCCUGUGGCCGCCGCCCAAGUCAGGCUGUGGAAACCCGAGCUGCCAGGCCAGGCCCAGGCAUUGCCUCUGGGGUACCAGGAACGCCAGCGACUGAGCUUUGUGUUGAAACCACGGUCCAAUGCCUCCAUCCACUUCUUGCACUGCCGUCUGACGCUCUGCAGCAGGGGGUCUCAGGACUCCGCCAGACCCAAGGGCGCAAUCCCCAAGGUCUCUGGCUCCCUGGGCUAGGGAACCCUGUCUUCUAGCAGCUGUCUGAGGGCCUGAUAGCGCUACUGCUUCAGAAUAGGCUCUCCUGAUUGGGGAUGCUUAGGGAGGAAACUGAUAUGCCACAGCAAGCUCUCCACUUGGCCCAGAUGCAGCCAAAAUGGUGCCCUCUGCUCGAUGAUGACACUGGCUUCCCAAUUCCCAGCACCUCAGCUAGCAUGGCCAUUGGCCAGGGGUGAUGAAAAUUGUAGUCAAUUGGUAUCUAGGGGGGCACCAUGUUGGUUACCCCUUAGCUUAUUAUUAUAGCCUCCUCUGAACGGCAGUAUCUCUCAAGUGUUUCAAGCAGAGGUCUUUCCUUUGAUAUGUUUGACUGGGGGUUGAAUGGGGCCCCCUCUGUGUGCUUUGCCCCUCAGCUAUGACUGGCCCCUUCCAGAAAUCCUUGGACCAUCUCUGCUCUGAGGGUGGAAGGGGUGGUGCCUAAGAAAAGAUGGAAUAAAGAGGAAAGUGAAACCCCUUGGAGGGGUGAAAACCCUCUGGAAUGGGUCUGUGCAAAAGAGCCUCCCAGUUAGCUGUAGAAAUGAGCUGGCUGGGCUUAUGGAGAAGCGGGUGGGAUGUAACUGGGCCAAGGCCUACCUCCCACUGUUGGGAUGAGGCACUCUUCUGAGGCAGGUUUUUGUUUCAGUGUCAGUCUGAGAACGAGGCCUGCCAGGGAGAAGAGGAGGCGGUCCCAAGCCGCUUCCAGCGCACCAUCACAAAGCCUAUGUUAGUGACUGUGGAGACUCCACUCCGAGCUGCCUUUCCUGGCCCGAAACCAGGUACUUUCCUGUGGGUUCUAGAUAGCAGCCAGGAGAGAGCUGUUGGCUUGAAGGCCUUGCAGUUCAGCACCCUGGCUCCAUGCUGGAGAGAACUGCCCCGCAGAGUGAGUGAGGAACUGAAAGAAACUGAUGGGGGAGUCCUGCUUGCUGGGGAGAUGGAAGUGUCUCCUUGUGCAUCUCUCCAGAGCAGAGGUGGUGGACCUGUAGCCCUCUAGAUAUUCUUGGACUCCAGCUCCCAUCACCUCAAGCCACCAUGGCCAAUGGCAAGGGAUGAUGGGGCUUGUAGUUCACCAGCAUCUCCUACCCAGGAGAUUGAUGCCUUGGAUCUCAACAUGCUACAAGCCCAGACUUUGCCAAUGGCAUCUUACAUGUUCAUCCUGAGUGAAGCAAAGUAGCAAUGAUGGGCAGAGUUAUGCACUCAUUUCUUUUCUCCCCCUUGCCACCCAGAGGCUAUUUUCUUCAGACACUCCCUCAGAUUAUCUGUUCCUUCCUUGACUUUGGUGUCUUUUUCUGCAGCUAAGGUCCCAGACAAACAACAAGGAAAAGCACCAAAGGAUGCAGCCCACAAGCGGAAGACUCAGGUAGUCCGAAGUAAGUAAACAUCCCCAUGCUCUCUUGCUGGCCUUGUUUCCCAGGGAUUUGGGGACUGAAAUUGGUUUUAGACUGGAAUUCUACUCCUGGCUCUGGGGGGGGGGGGAGUGGAGUUGAGGAUUCCUGCUGCUGUGGGCUGGAGCAAGAACUCUGAUCCUCAGACUUUUUCAUUCUGUAUUACCCCAUUUCGGGCCCUGGCCCAUCUCCCCUUCCUGGACAGAGAGUGAGAACAAAUUUUUGUGCUCUUUCUCCACACAUCCUCCCCAUAUCCCGCUUCUCUGUAGCUGCAGCUGCUCCAGGCCAGACAGUCCCCGCAGUAAUUGGGAUAGCUAUUGCAGCCUUCCUCAUCGGCAUCUGCCUCACUAUUGGGCUCUGGUUCAUUUACACCUGUACAGGUGGGUAUGAGGAGGAUCCCCUCAGUGCCGUAGGUACCAUCUAUUUUAUUUGAAUGAUUGAUUUUUGGCAACGCCUGGGGGAGCACACCUUAGCAUUUCUGUAAAGGCAGACUGGGCCACAUGUCCAAGAUGGGAAAACUCCAAAUUAUAGAUCAUGACACCUUUCAUCAACCUAUUGCCUUCCAGCUGUUUUGGAUUUUAGCUCUCAGCACUAGCUAGCCAUGCUUGCUGGGCUUGGACUUUGAGUUGUUCUCUCAAGCACCUGGAGGGCACCAGGUUGGGGCUGGUUGGCUUCUGCCAACUGUCUGCCUCCAUCUCUUCCGUCAGAGACAGAAUAUGCAUUAUUCAGUCACAUGUGCACAGGUUGAGUUACAGUAGGGCAUGGAUCUUGGGGUGGAAACUGGCAGCCAAAUGAUGCCCAUUGCAGUUGGCUUCUGGGAAGGAUCAUAGAGUGGGAAACAUGACCUUUAGGCGAUCGAAGAUGCAGCAGCUGAAAUACAUAUUGGAAUCAAUGUUACAAAAAAGUCUGGAGGGGGAUUAUGUGUCUAGGAAAUUCGCAUCAUUAUUCAUAUUGGUCUGCUUUUGCACAGUUGUACUUGUCCACCCAUCCACCAUGGAAAAAAGAAAGAAAUAGAAACAGAACAAAUAGGAUGAUAAAAAGGCCAGACAGCCAAAGGAGGAAAGUAAAGGUCAGAGGGGAGGGAGAGGGAUUUAUGUGCACAUCCAUGAUAUUGAUCCCAGUCUGCUUUUUAUUUCUGGUUAUUUUUUAUUAUUAGACAGUGCACAUGCAUUUUCACACCUUUCUCUGAAAUGAGGCGGUCUGAACAAAGCUUUAAUUACUAAAUUUUAAUGCCAGCCUUGAACUCGUAGGUGAGUCGGCUUCCGGGAGGAGGAGCCAGCCUGCAGCUGAGACCGGUAAGGUGACACAUUGGCUUUUGAGAAAUCCUUCAUUUGAGCAGAGGCUUUGAUUCUGCACUCAUUUUCAUCUCUGGCUGUGAAUGGAAUCGGUGGUGCACGCUUAUAUUAAUUUUAAUUAUUUUUCAAUGUUUAGUUGUUUCAAACUGGUUCUUUAAUUGAUAAUUUCAACAUUAUAAGCACCUUAGAGGUUUGACUACAACUAAGCAGUAUACAAAAUUUGUGAAAUAAUAAUGAAUGCAUAUUGCAUGAGUGGCUGGUUCAGCAACCACAGGCACAUGGCACCUUGAGACCUUCCUGGUGCCUGCAAGUCCCCUCCCCUCUGCUGAAAUAAGGCUUCCAAAAAGUCACCUAUUGUAGCUAAUAUAAGGCAGGGAGAGUUAUCUUCCAGCUAUACCUGGAGAUGCUGGUGAACUGAACCUGGGACCUUCUGCAUACACCUGGUCUCGUUUGAAGCAUCCAUAAUGCAAAGGCAGAGCCAGGAAUUCAAGAAAGCUGUCCUUACUAAAGCAGGUUGCUGUAUUCAAGAGAGCCAGUUCAUUGCCUCCAGGAUUAGCCAGUUUUAAAUAUACCCAAGCUAGGGCAGUUUUGCUUCAUCUUAAUACUUAAAAGUGGAACAUUAUAAAUAUGCUAAGACUUGGGGAAACUAACAUAUGCAAACAGGAAGAGGGUGCAUUUGUUUACCUCUGGAAGGGGGUUAGUGUGGUGGUGAGAUGGAUGGUUGCAGUGCAUCUGGGGGCGGGUGGGGGGCACUGCUGCAUUUUCUUCCUUCCUCCUGCUAGACCCUGUAGGACCAUCUGCUCCAAAGCGUGAAGACACUUUGUCAGCUCCAGCUGCAGCUGGCCCUGCACGUCGCACGUGGUGCUCUACCCUAAGAAGCCUCUACCGAAGAAGGUAACUAGAUUUCAAAAAGUUCAUGGGAGGAAUGAAUUUGGAGAAUUGGAAGGGGAUUAUUUAUUGACUUGGAUCUUUUGUGCCCCCUGCAUUUCCAGAGUUUGCCUCUGCAAAUAUGCAGGCUUAUGCAAGUAGCGUGGUGAUGUUUUUGGGUGAUUUUUGUUGAUAAUAAUAAUUCAAUAAAUUAUUAUUUAUACCCUGCCCAUACGGCUGGGUUUCCCCAGCCACUCUGGGCUGCUUCCAUCAAAAUAUUAAAAUACAAUAGUCCUUCACAUAUUAAAAGCUUCCCUAAACAGGGCUGCCUUCAGAUGUCUCCUAAAAGUCUGGUAGUUGUUUUUUCCUUUGACAUCUGGUGGGACAGUAUUCCACAGGGUGGGAGCCAUUACUGAGAAGGCCCUUUGCCUGGUUCCCUGUAACUUUGCUUCUUGCAGUGAGGGAACCGCCAGAAGGCCCUCGGCGCUGGAGCUCAGUGUCUGGGAAGAAUGACGGGGGUGGAGACGCUCCUUCAGCUAUACUGGACCGAGGCUGUUUAGGGCUUUAAAGGUCAGCACCAACAUUUUGAAUUGUGCUCGGAAACGUACUGGGAGCCAAUGUAGGUUUUUCAAGACUAGUGGUAUGUGGUCUCGGCGGCUGCUCCCAGUCACCACUCUAGCUGCCGCAUUCUGGAUUAGUUGUAGUUUCUGGGUCACCUUCAAAGGUAGCCCCAUGUAGAGCGCAUUGCAGUAGUCCAAGCGGGAGAUAACUAGAGCAUGCACCACUCUGGUGAGACAGUCUGCAGGUAGAAAGGGUCUCAGCCUGCAUACCAGAUGGAGCUGGUAAACAGCUACCCUGGACACAGAAUUGACCUGUGCCUCCAUGGACAGCUGUGAGUCCAAAAUGACUCCCAGGCUGCACACCUGGUCCUUCAGGGGCACAGUUACCCCAUUCAGGACCAGGGAGUCCUCCAUACCUGCCCGCCCCCUGUCCCCCCAAAACAGUACUUCUGUCUUGUCAGGAUUCAACCCCAAUCUGUUAGCUGUCAUCCAAUCUCCAACCGCCUCCAGACACACUCACAGGACCUUCACUGGUUCCGAUUUGAAAGAGAGAUAGAGCUUUCAGCACAUUUGUUUAACUUUUAAUGGAUUUUUGUUGCAUAUUGUACUUUGUCUGUUGUCUCUGCAACUCACUUUGGGACUUGAAGCAAUACACCAGUUGAAUAGAUGGAAUUGUUCAUGGGAUGCCUUCCAUGUCUGUAACUGAGAUAUGGAAGUCAAAACUAGUAGGGAUCUUGUAUUUGAAAAUGGUCCUUUUCUGUUGUUCGUCUCAUAUUAGCAUUCACAAAUGAGAUACUCCAGCCCGAAUGGAAGGAAUUUUUUUAGGGUCAGUUAUAAAACCAUUCCUCUACAGCUUGAAACACUGCAACUGUUAGCUGAUGAGUGGUAGCACAAUGACGAAUAUGUAAAAUGUUUGCAGGACGAGAGAGGAAUGGGGAGCCUGGGUCUGCAGUAGGUUGGCAAGAGAGGCAGGCAAAGCAGGGCCAGUGGGGAAGUCUAGCCUGUCAUCCGCACUGAUUUAUCUAUCUUGUAGGUUCUAGGAUGUUUUUCCUGUGACCAAGCACCUGUUUCGGUGAAUCCGCUUGCAUUCCCCUGUACCAGCAACUCUUUCAGGCCACAACAUCUUUAUGGCUUCAGUCCAGCAGCACAACCGAUUCUGAAUCAAUACCUUUCGACACUGGAAAACCUCAGACUUUAAGCUUUAGCUUAAAUAAGCAAUUGUGUUUUCUGGGAGUUGUAUGGGAUUUUCAUUGCUUUGGGUAGCUGCCUGGAGAGAGCUGUGCUGCUUCUUCAUUGAGUUUUGCUCUUCGUUUCUGCACUGCUGAGUGUGGACUAAAAGGCAAACUCAGGCUCAAAUCUUCGCAGAAUGUUUGCACUACUGCCUAUCAGGUCUACAGUUCCCCUCACCUUUGGGGAAGCUGUUAGCUACCAUUGUGGCCUUGCAAUUGCUCUUAGGCCUGCUUCAGCACUUUGGGAGAAGAAAACCAUCGUUGCAUUUGGCUGACAUUGCCAUUGGGGAUUUGGUUGUUGCUUCCUAUCUGACUAUAGUAAUACAUUGUACUCUCUUUGUAGGAAUGUUAUGUUGGGAUAUAAAUGCUAGUUUUCAUGCCAUUGCCCAGCUUCACAAGGAAAAAAGCUGAUUGCUCCACAAAAAGAUUCAAAUUCUGAAACCUUUUGGGUCUUUUUUUUAGUUAACCACCUUGCAAAUGAUAGUUUCUCCAGUUUUAUUAAACAGAUGUGCAAUAGAGUUGCUGAGGCUCUUUCAAUAGGCAGUCAAGUGCCCCCAUUGCCUUUAAACACCACUUGCUCCCUGCUUUGUCUACAGAAGCCUGAUUCAACAGGAUAGACAACUGGAAAGUAUGUACUUGAGAAUUUGGCUGGAGACAGAGUAAACAGCCUCUAAAUCUUACGUGUGAUCGUAAGUGUGGAGAGAAAAGGUGAAUGUUGCUUUUGGUAUAUUUUCUUCAGCAAAUACAGAAAUAGCAUGCAAUCAAUUCCACCCAUAAACUGUGCUAUUGUGGGGAAGGAAAUGCUGUAUUUUGGGCAGGGAUGGUGAACAUGUGAUCCUGCUGGACUCCAACUCCCAUCUCCCCCAGCACCGGUUAUACGCACUGGGGUUGGUGGGAAUUGGAGUCCAACCUCCCUGAUGUUGCCAGAUAUUUCGCAUGAGGCUUGGGAGUCUUGUGUUCCUUCAGGAAAGAGCCAUUGCUUGUGUUGCAGAGCUUUCAGCCUGAUAUGCUGUCGUGUUUGUGAGCUCUGUGAAUUAGAUGGAUACCAUGAUCUAGGCCUCCACGCAGCAAAUGUAACCCAGAACUCCCACGUGGGCAGGUAGUACAAGUCUUUUGUAGAGGAAACUAUGCGCUGGGCACCCACCCAAUGCACGCAGGUGUGGUUUUCUCAGUGACUAACACCCACCAUCACCACUGAAGCCGGAGACAGAAUUAUUAAGACAGUGUAAAUAGUUUAUUUCGUCGGUUUUUUUGAAAGUACAGAUAUUAUUUUGUACAGCAGUAUUUGUUUUAAAAUGGGUGUGGGCUGAAAAGAAUGGCAGUUUAUAUUCUGAAGAGCAGAGAAGGGACACUGGUACAUAGUUACACUAAACGCAUGACUUGAGGAACAGUUUGGGGACUAUGAGGAGAGAAAGAUUCCUUCCAACCUGGAAAGCCCGAACACUGCAAUGUGCACAUUCCCUUUGGAUAGAUGCAGCUGUGGGCUAGUACUGGAGCCGUGCAGAAUACAGGGGCUUUCAACCACAUAGUCAUUUCAUACUGUUCCACAGAAUGGUAUAAAAUUGGAGCUGGAUUUUUAGCUAAAGGUGUGGCAAAUGUGUACCACUACCUCCAAUGCUGCUUUAUAUCAGCUGGGCAACUGCUCUCACUGGAUUGGAGCAAUCCUGGAUUUUAAGGUGAACUUCAGAAACUACCACACAAACAGCAACAAUAUUUUACAUUUUUUUUACGCACCCAGAAGAAGUCUUUCUUUGAAACAGUGACGACGUAGGGGUAGAAGGAGCAUCAGACUCACUACAGAAAACCCUAAAAUAGUAACCAACCUUUAACACGGUGGUGUUUGUGUAAUUAUGACGUCUGCUAAUACUUUUCAAUGCUGAAAAAGAGUGCAGUGCUCAAAUAAAACUCCUCAGCUGUGCUACCUUCUUAGUUCACUGUUCCUUUCUUUUAAGGACUACUAACCCGUCUGGAUGCACUGCUCCUCCUCAUAGCAAUGUCUGAUGCAAAGUCACUCAGGUCAAGCUUAAUUCUGGUACCAUUAAAAGCACCCUUCCAUCAUAACAACAUCACCAUGGUUUGUGUGUGGGCAUGUGUGUCGAGUCAGUGCAACAGGCCAGGUCCUAAGUGAGGUUGUAUUACCAGCUCCCACAGAGAUCGUGAAUGUGUGUGGGUUAAAUAGUUGUUGCAGGUUGAUGUAACAUUCAUUCUAAGGCAGACAUGGCCAAACUUAGCCCUCCAGCUGUUUUUAGACUACAACUCCCAUCAUCCCUAGCGAACAGGACCAGUGGUCAGGGAUGAUGGGAACUGUAGUCCCCAAACAGCUGGAGGGCCAAGUUCGGCCAUGCCUGUUCUAAGGGCACUGGCAAUGGAUCUGUGGACUCCAGCUCUGCAGCUUGCAUUACACAUACAUAGCAGCAGCCUUAAUGUUGCAGCAGAAAAAUGUGUCUUACUCUCACUCUUGCCCUAGGGCCAGGCUCUCUUAUUACUUUUUUAAAAAUGGCACAUGUGUGUUUUAUGCAUACAAUUUUUCCACCAUGUGGAAAAAAAAUAUCAAACAUUAAAAAGCAACACAGCAAACCAUUUCAGGGGACAAUGUGUGUUGGCAAUUUCACAGGUGGGACCCACAAGCACUAACUUGAUCCAUCCAUGUUCCAAACAUAACCAGGCAGAGCCAGUUGCCACUUUCUCUAGGACAGAAAAUGUACAAUUAGGUGGAUGGCAGUGCUGAAACUCUUAAUUUAGCUCUGCUCCUCGCAGUUAUUCUUUCUAGGAUAACAAACUAGAAUCUGGGGAGCACACAAUCAUACCUUCAAUCCUCUAGCUCUGCUUUGUCUCCAGCAGGAUACUGCCUUUGCAGCUUGUACACUGGGACCUAGUCUGGGAAGCCAAGUUCUGUUUAGUAUAAUUAACAAAGGGCCACAUGAUUUAUUCACAAGAGUACACUCGGCCUCUCCCGCUUCUGUAGAAGGGGAUGCUGUGGUGCACAAGAAGGGGAUGGAUGCAUUCAAGGUAGAGAAUAACUAGAAGUCAAGUGUCAGAGGUGGGAGAACAGAAGCAGCACUCCCAACCCCAGUCUAAACACAGCACCACAUUGUUUUCCCUCGAUGAUGAAGGGAAAGAGCUACUAUUAAAGUGCAAAUUGAACCUUGUCAAUAGCUAGUAAAGAUCACACACAGGCACCAUCCCCAGCCUAUUCGUCCCAGGAGAACAGACUGGAGCAAGACAUAACCACCUGCUCUAGGAUAUUGGUUUUUCCGCAAUGGUGGCACCACCGUUUGCUGGUACGUAGUAUAGGAAUCUGUAGGCGAUCGAACACAGAAGGCCAGAUUCCUGAUAACCUGCUGCCGUUAGAGAUACAGGAGGGUCACAGGUGUAGCUCAAGAGAAGAGAAAAGGUCUGUGCAAACUUAUUUUAGGGUAGAAAUUGGUAUGCAGAUGUACACCCCCCUAUCAUCAUUUAAAAUCCAUUCACAAUAUUUAGUGUUAUAAAAAUGUAAUACAAAAGUCAAAGCAAGAUUGUGAGGGUGGCAAAGGGGGGGGGGGCAGGUGGCUCAGCAUGGCCUUUCUAUGCCUCUUGGAGCAGAAAACCCUUGCUCCAAGACACAAACACAACGCUGCCUGAGAGGGUUUUGGGGCAGCCAGACUGGGGGGCUUCAAGUCUUCUCCUAUCCUCUAUGCCAAGGCAGAAGCUUGCUUUGUAGUCUGUGUGUGGAUAGUAUGCAGAAGACCAGCACUUCCCAUAUGCAAGUAUCCAUCACAUGAGCCCCCAAAACACACCAUUACCUUUUAAGCCAACGAUUACCACAAGAAAUAGGAAAAUCCCUUUGAGAUCAAUACAGUACUUUUUUUUUGUUACCUUGAUUUAAAGGGAUUGUUUUUAAUGACCUUAAAUAGAUGUGCAUGAGAAGUAAAUCACUUCAAUAUAAGCAACAAGGUUAGGGGUUGUUUUUUUAAAAAAAAUCAGCUACAUGACCUAAUGUUAUUUAGCUCACUGGGGAUUAUCCUCACCUAGCAAUUAGCCAAACCCAGUGGGGAGAAACAGGCUGAAUCAGCUUGAAGCAGUAGAUCGAGUCCCUUGUGCUGUCACAAAUCAUAGCAAAGUUAGAAUUGCCCUUGCCCUUAAUGCUUGUCAUUCUUCCAUGGUACCAAGGAGUCAAAUUAGGCUUUCAUUAGGAAUAAACUACUGUUUUUAGAGCUUUACUGCAUGUUAUUUUAAAUAAUUGUUUCAUCAUAUGGUUGUAUGUUGCUCACUCUGAGCACCAAAAGGAUAUAAAUAAAUAUUCCUUGCCGGAGUGCUCGUCCCUUACUCUCCUGUUGUUGCAUGGAUCUAGUCUGAGAGAUCAGACAACUCUGGGAGAAACCACUUAUUUUGAGCACACUGUGAUUUCUUUUACAAUAUGGAAGGGAAAACACAAAUUUGCUCUUAGUGUGUUUUGCAGGUAAAGCAGCAGUCGGAGUAAUCAACUACGUAGCAACUUUUGGUAAAACAUAUUGCCCUGUUCUACAACCAUAGUCUUGAAACCACUGCAACAGGGGUUACAGAAAGGUGAAUAAUUAAUGUAGUAUUACCAAUGUCACUUCAGGGACAGUCAUGCUAGAACAAACUUAAAAGUAAGGCCUGCACAUCCAAGUGAAUUUCAUAUGCAAAACAAAUCCCAAACCCUGACAAAAACAGGCCAAAGAAGCCGCUUGGAUUCGAUUCUAACAAAAAUAUUCUCCCAUUUACUCCAAUGUAAAUCUGAAACACUGAAGUCAGCGGGGUUUUACUCCAGAUUUAGAAACAGCAGCGAUUAAUGAUCUUCCUAACACGUAGCCUUGGAGGCAAGCGAGCAUUCGGGUAGCACUACACAAACAAGUAUCAACAACAAUUGCUAGGAAUUAUGAUGCACAAACCGGCAAACAGUUUCACAAGCCAUCCAAAACUGCAAACAUGUGCCCACUGCUAGCAAAGAAAUGAAAUCAGACUGACACAAGGAGAUCAAAGCAACAGUUUGGGCUGAACUCUUGUUUGGACCACAUACUAUGCUGCUGGGUUGAGGGGGGAGGGGAGACUGAAAAAUGGUACAGAAAAUCACAGAGAUUUGGCAAUACGGUGCAGCAUGUAUAUAUAGAAUACAUCUAUUAAAAUAUGCAAGGUUAUACCAAACUGGAGCCUUUCCCCCAGGCAUAUUCAUAUAAGUACAUACAUAAUACUUCAGGGCCACCCAUGUGACAGGCUGGGCCAAGUGGGUGCAGGUUUGUCCUCCUGCUUCUGCAGUGUAAAUGCUGGGUUAACCUCACUAGAGGAAUCCAGAGUUGGGGAGGUAAAAUGACCAACAAGGCUUGCCUGUAGCUAAGAGGCAUGCAGCAUAAAAUUUGGGGAGAAAACCAAAGGAACUCCUCCUUCAACUAUGGACCAAAUAUACUGCAAAUCCAUGCCAAGUGAAAAAUCAUGGAGACCUUUCAGAAAGAGAGGUCCAUGCAUCUCAUACAGAACCUUCAUUAGGUUUAUUGUUGCAGGUUUUAGAAAUUAGGCAAAAUCAAAUGGAGCAUAAAUUUGUACAAGCUUGGUAUAAGGAAACAGAUGAAAAGUAUGCCCAUGACAACAAAUGCUUCUCCUUCCCUAAAAGCAGAAGCAUCCCACAGUUUAGGAACUAUCUGGUACUGUCCAGGGAACAUUCUCUAUAACCAGGGAUGUUGCCUGAUGAAGCUGCCUACCUCCUCAGCAGGGUGGAAAUCCUACAUCUUCAGAAUUCAGCAUACUUCACCGCCUCCUUCACAGACCUUCUGUGGAAUCCCUCCUAACACCAGCUGGUCUCCACCUUCAUUUGCAACAAUGCCUUUAUUCAGACACCUUGCAAGACAAAAUACAUUUCGCACACCAGCACGUCCUUGAGAUCUCUCCGUCACCAGUGGAAAGAAAGUGUGACACGAGAGAGGCCUUGCUGAUUUUAAUCUUGGACUCUAUUGUUAAGAGGGGAAGGAUCCAAUUAUCAGGCUUCCUCCCCGUGUUGAAAACAAAGAGAAGGACCAUGAAUUGCAAAUACAGAGUGAUUUUUGGCUGGACCAAAUCAGCACCAUGCCGCUUCCCAAAGCAUUGCUCCACGGGUUACCUCUAGCUGGUGUGGCUAUGUCAGCACUGGCCAUGGUAAGCGUUCUUGUUGAGAAAUCAAUGUUUCUACCUCCACUACCCCAAACAGAGGUCUGCUUCUGUGGAGCAGAGCUACACAUUAUACAAGCAUGUCUGAAGGUUCACGUACGUGCAGAGGCAAGAGUGGAAGGGGCACCUAGGGUUAAGCACACACCUCCCACUUGAUCUCCCCUGCAACCCUCCCAUCCCCGACCCAAUAGUGUUAGGAGGCAAACAGUGAGCUUGGAGCCUCAUGUUUGCUUCAUAUGUAGUUCCACUACAAGAGUCUGUGCAUUUUCACUAAAAUAAAAAAAGAAUUUUUUAAAAAAGGGCAGAACCUGAUGUCCAAGCAGCCCAUGUUUCUCAUCACUUUGUUUGCCAAGAAGAAAAUACUCUUUAGGCAAUUCGCUCAGGUGCCAAAAAAUUCAGCCACUUGCACUGGCCUUGUAAAUCAUGAACAGACUAAAAGUCCAAUAAUGGACCCUUCUUUCCUUAAAAAAACCCCUAGGGUUUGGGUGCUUUGAUGGACUGCCACCCCCCCCCCCCGAAGUAAGCCAGGCAUUGGUAGGAACUUUGCAAGAACCAAUGUUUGAAAAGAUAGCCAUAAAGGUGGAAUUGAGAAAGAAUACUGCAUCAGCUCACACAAUUCCAGGCAGGGAAUUCUGGAGGAACUGUCACUGACCAUAUGGAUUAAGGCAGCGCCUAAACUCCUGUAAUGGUUGCAGCAGAACAGAACUUCAGGCAAAGUGAGACACAGAAGUUACCAAGGGGAACCCUUCCCUUACCACAAUUAAAUAGAAAAGAUGUCAUACCUUUAGCUACAAAAGCAGUUCUGGCUGCUCCUUAAAAGCCCUCAAGAUAAUUGAACUUAAAGCUUUAUGCCAAGCCUCCUCUAAGGGAGACGGAUUGGCAUUGCACAGUAUAAAUAAAUAAUAUACACAGAAACAAAAAUAAAAGCUCUCUCUCUCGAUCCAAGCCACCUCUUCAGAAGCGCACUCUCUAUCCAUCCUUUCCUGGGCUGAAAACCACAAACUAGUGUGGAGGCAUCCAAUCUUCUUACCUCUCUGCAGAACAGCAGGGUAGGGGAUCGCAUAUAAAUAAAAGGAAGACAGACCCCUCUCAUCUCUCCAAGCACAGCAAGGAGACAGAGGUUAAUUACUACUGGACUGCAUUUUAUAGAACCAGCGGCCUGGUUGCUUCUGCUGUCCCUUCAAAGUUCUCAAGUGUGCAAACCUUUGUGUGUAAGGAGGAAGUUUUUAAAAAAAAAGAAAAAAAAAGGUGUGGAAACGGUGGGUGGGAGGGUGGGAGAUGUGAAUGAGGUCAAUACAUGGAUUUGAACUACCAGUGACAACAGAGCUGGAAAAAAAGGCAGUGCAGACAAUGAUCAACGGAGGUGGCCCAUGUAAUGCAGGCCAGCUGUAGGACUGUCCGUCCCCCAUGCCAUCUCGGGGGCACGGUAUUUGCUGGGUAAGGGGGCCCUCCGCUCCAUCUUGCGUGAUCUGUCUAUGGCCUCCACACCCUCAGUACAGCGUGGCCAGAGGGACCUGGUGCCUUCCAGACAGACUUGGGACGGCAGCACCACUUCCUCAUUUGCUCAGGGCUUCUUCGAAGAUGAUCUCGCCAUUGGGCUCGGUGGCAGAGGCAGGGUCGUCCGCAUCGCUAUCCGUGGUGCCGUCGCUCUCCUUGCCGGAGCUCUCGGCCCCCCGUAGAAAGUGCGUGUUGUGGGGCGACAGCGGAUACAAGACAUCCUGCAGGGCACCUACCACCAUGGGGCUGGUCAGCAGCUCCUCGUCGGAAGAGUGCAGCGAGUCGUCAUCCACCGCCAGGUGACUCACAAUGUGGAUGCCGUCAAAGCCCAUGGAGUCCUCAAAAGGCUUCUGUCCCUUCAUCAGCCGAAUCUGCAGGGAGAAGGCGUUAGGGCAAAGAUAGGAAGGGGGGGUCCUGCGAACCCUCAGAGUACAACUCCCACUGUCUCUGACCCUUUGGCCAUGAUGGUUGGGGCUGACAAGAGUGGGGAGCCCCAAUGUAUCCAGAGGGACGCAGGCUCCCCACGACUGCACUGGGACAGCCAUGAUGGACUUGGCACUCUGCCUAAUGGGACCGUUAGAUGACAUUAACUCUGAUGCAGAGAAAGAACCCACGGUGGAGAGGACGCCUCACGCAGAACAUGCACAAAAAACUCCUGAAAACAGUGGCGAUCCUGUGCUCAGGGAAUAAGUUGAAAUGGAAGCCGCGCCCCAGAUCAGAGGGUUAUCAAACAACAUAUACAGUCUCCAC
Molecule: messenger RNA, 26193 nt
Organism: Podarcis lilfordi (Lilford's wall lizard)
Lineage: Eukaryota; Metazoa; Chordata; Lepidosauria; Squamata; Lacertidae
Source: the annotation of a GenBank genome assembly